This is a messenger RNA of Lathyrus oleraceus (garden pea), 467 nucleotides long. RefSeq lists its product as uncharacterized. The transcript has a single exon. Bases 65 to 232 code for a protein of 55 amino acids. NCBI's taxonomy places the organism in Eukaryota, Viridiplantae, Streptophyta, Magnoliopsida, Fabales, Fabaceae. The record is from RefSeq and is a predicted model, not a curated record.
AAAUUAUUUACAAGAUAAGAAGAGGACACAAAAUUUAGAUCUGAGCACUUUUCUUUGAGUGAAAAUGAAGUUCUUGUUUCAGUGUCCUUGUUGCUCAUGCUUUUGCUUCAUGAAGCCAAAGGCUGGGAAAGCAAAGGUGAAAGAAGUGAGCAAGGAAGCUAAAGCAACUAAGGAAGUGAAAGAAGUGAAAGAAGCUAAGAAGGAAGAAAAGAUUGAAGAAAAGAAAGAGUGACAACAUGUCAAAUGUAAUGUAACAACUCCAUUGCAAACUUUCUUUGGUUGUUUAAUUUUAGUGAUUAUUUUCCUAUGUUUGGUUAUCAACAAAUAUUAUCAUUAAGCAUGCACAGCAACAUGUGCAAUAUGCUUUGUGCUUCUUGGUGUUGAGCAUUGACAUGCUUUUUAUUAUGAGUUUGAAAAUGCUUCAAGUGGAAAAUAAAUUGCCAUUUCAAUAAUGAAUAUUUCCAUUA